Messenger RNA from Phymastichus coffea, 1559 nucleotides. RefSeq names its product myrosinase 1-like. Gene Ontology annotation, molecular function: beta-glucosidase activity. The coding region runs from base 69 to 1550 and encodes 493 amino acids. The transcript has 7 exons. The record is from RefSeq and is a predicted model, not a curated record. NCBI's taxonomy places the organism in Eukaryota, Metazoa, Arthropoda, Insecta, Hymenoptera, Eulophidae. Gene Ontology annotation, biological process: carbohydrate metabolic process.
CGGACCAACUUGGCCGCGCGCGCGACAUCGCUCCCCGCGCGUUCCCCGUUGUUCUGGGCGCGUCGACGAUGAGGCGCUGCGGCGCGCUGCUCGUGAUAGCCGCGGGCAUCGGGACGCUCGCGAGCGAGCGCGAGCUCGACCUCGCACUGCCCGCCGAGUUUCUCGUCGGGACCGCCAGCUCGGCCUACCAAGUGGAAGGAGCGUGGAACGCCAGCGGCAAGGCCGAGAGCGUCUGGGAUGACUUCGCGCACAAUCACCCGGGGAGCAUCGCCGACGGCUCGAACGCCGACACCGCUUGCGACUUUUACCACCGAUACGCGCGAGACGCGAAAAUGCUGAAAGAGAUCGGACUCGGCCACUUCCGCUUCUCCAUCAGCUGGACGCGCAUCUUCGACGGCGAGCUGGCAACCAGGCCGAACCCCAGGGGCGUGCGCUUCUACCACGACGUGCUGGACGAGCUGGAGCGCCAGGCGAUCCUGCCGAUCGUCACGCUCUACCACUGGGAUCAUCCCCGGCGCCUGGAGCGCCUCGGCGGAUGGACCAACAGCUACAUGGCUCAAGCCUUCGCCGACUACGCCAGAUUCGUCUUUCGGGAGUUCGGCUCCAGAGUCCCGGUCUUCGUCACCAUCAACGAGCCCCAGAUAUUCUGCCAAAGCGGAUACGCGGCGGCCGAGUACGCACCCGCCGCCAAUCUCUCGGACCUGGGCAAGUACCUGUGCCUCCAGAACGCGCUCAAGGCCCACGCGCUGGCCUACCACAUCUACGACAGGGAGUUCCGCGGCCGGUACAAGGGCAAAGUGGGAAUCGUCGCGCAGUGCUACUACUACUACGGCAAGAGCGAGGCCGACAGCGCGGCCAGCGAGGUGGCCUUCGAGUUCAACUGCGGCUCGGUCGCCAACCCGAUAUUCUCCAGCGAGGGCGACUUUCCGCCAAUCAUGAAGCAGCGAAUACGAGAGACGAGCGAGCUGAGGAAUCUGAGCCGAUCGCUGCUGCCGGACCUGUCGCCCCGCUGGAUCGAGCUGAUAAGAGGAUCGUCCGACUUCUUCGGGCUGAAUCAUUACACGUCCCACGUGGUGGAGUCUCUGCCGAGGAGCGAGCAACUGCAGUGGCCGAACGACGAGGGGUUGCGCCACUCGUUCGACCCCGCGUGGAGGACGACCGAGAGCAAUUGGCUGCGCCUGGUGCCCCGAGGCUUCGGAGACCUGCUCAGGAAGAUCAAACGCAAGUACGGCAAUCCCGAGGUGUUGGUCACCGAGUGCGGGGCGUCGGACGCGGACCUGCUUAACGACCGCUUGAGGAUCGAUUAUCUGUACGCCUACAUGAGGGAGAUGCUAAUUGCGAUCAAACGGGACGGAUGCAACGUCAAGGCGUUCACCGUGUGGAGCUUUCUGGACAGUUUCGAGUGGGACAAAGGAUUCACGAACCAUUUCGGACUGGUGAACGUCGACUUCAGCAGUGCCAACCUCACGCGCACCUUCAAAAAAUCAGCCUCGUGGCUGAAGGCUGUAUUGCAAUCCCGCAAGCUCGUCGAUCCGGCCGACUUUCCGUGAUCGCCUCUG